Peronospora matthiolae is the source of this 1407-nucleotide messenger RNA. Lineage: Eukaryota; Oomycota; Peronosporomycetes; Peronosporales; Peronosporaceae. The record is from the annotation of a GenBank genome assembly.
AUGGACGCCUCCUCCCUCCGCAUCUCCAAGUUCGAUGGAACUAACUUCCACGCCUGGAAGUUUAAGAUGCAGAUGGUGCUGGAGGAACGGGACCUAUGGGAGGUCGUCAGCGGUGAGAUCAAGGCGGAACAGUGCGAGACUCAGUUGGACCAAGCGACGUACAAGAGGAAGUCAAGAAAGGCGAUGGCAGUGAUCUGUCUAGCCAUGGAAGAUUCCCAGCUACCGUUGGUCCGGUCGGCAAGUGGUGCAUGCGACGCAUGGUCAAGGUUGGAAGACCACUUCGAGAAGAAGAGUCUUGCCAACAAGCUGUUCUUGCGCCGUCGCUUCUUCACGACAAUGAUGGAAGAAGGCGACGAUGUGCUCGAACACAUCAACAAGCUCAAGACGCUGGCGGAACAGCUAGAAGCGGUGGGGGCUCCAGUCUGCGAGGACGAUCUGGUGAUCACACUUCUCGGCAGCCUGAGUGACUCGUAUCAAUUCUUGAUCACAGCUUUGGAGUCGCGCUCAGACACUCUUAGCUGGGAGCUCGUGACGUCUCGACUGCUUCAUGAAGAAAUGAAGCGGAAGGAGCAAGGAAGUAAAGGUGAUGAAGCUUCGCAAAGUCAAGCGUUCAUCACAAGGGACAAUCAGCGCAAAGGGCUACCAGUGAAGAAGUCCUGGCCGUGCCACAAUUGCGGAAAGAUUGGUCACUGGAUGGCGGAGUGCCCCUCGCGCAUCCAAGAAAACACGGAGAGACACCGGCCACAGCGUGCUCAUGACAGCGGCGAUCGCUAUCGAUCACAACGUGCAAACGUCGCUCAAGAAGAAGACUCGGGCGACUACCUUUUUUCGAUCGGUGAAACGACAUCUGCGAAAUCGAGCGACAUCUGGCUGGUCGACUCCGGGGCGACGCAGCACAUGACGUGCUCCAAGAAGUUCAUGCGGAACUACAAGGGGUUUGACGAUGUGGAUGUCCAUCUCGCGGAUGAUGGAAUCGUCAAAGCAAUCGGCAGUGGGGACAUUGUCAUGUCGAUGAAGACACCCCAAGGGAUGAAGAAAGGUGUGCUCACAAACGUGUGGCACAUUCCAAAGUUAUCCAGAAACCUGUUCUCGGUCGGCCGCUUCACCAAGGAUGUCGGCCCAGUGACGUUCACGAAGGAUGGGUGCUAUGGAGAAGCGAAAGGGAUCAAGUGGAAAAUUGGUGCCCGUGAAGGUAAAGGACUGUUCAAGCUGCAAAUGACUCCAGUGGCGCCGGAACAAGCAAAUGCAGCGAAGUCGUCGGGAUGUCAAGGGGACACCAAGUCGUACCUCUGGCACCUUCGGCUUGGCCACAUAGGUCACGAUGGACUCAAUUGCAUCGUGACGAAGAACAUUGGAAUUGGCAUCGACAUAUCUUCGGUGAAGAAGUGGGACGUGUGUGAAGGUUGA